AUUGAACCUCACCCAGACCAGAAGCCUUGUCAACCCAGUCCAAGACAUUCGAAGUCGCCGUCCGCACCAUGGCCCAAGCAGAGACGCCUUUUCGUGUCAUUGUCGUGGGUGGAGGCGUUGCUGGGCUCGCCGCGUCCCAUGCUCUUCAGAAGGCAGGUAUCGACCACGUCGUGCUGGAAAGGAGGUCCAGUGUGGCGCCACCAGAAGGUGCAAGCAUUGCAAUGUAUCCUAACGGGGCACGGAUCCUCCAUCAAUUCGGCGCCUUGGAAGCAGUGCAGAAGCAUUGCGUUCCACCUGGUCGUUACUGGGCGCGUCUGCCCAAUAAGAAGAUAAUUUCGAACAAUGGUGUCUUCCGCAUCAUCGAACAGAACCACGGCUCGGGACUACUCCUUAUCGAGAGACGACAGUUCCUGCAGGAGCUGUAUGAUACCUUGCCGAACAAUUCUUAUAUUCGGACAGAUGCUGGCGUGCGGGAUAUCAAGAUGACUCCCGGUGGGGUCGAAGUGGAAUUGAACAACGGCGACGUCGAAAAAGGCGAUUUGGUCCUUGGCUGCGACGGAGUCUACAGCCGUGUGCGGACCAUAAUGUGGGACUACGCGAACAAGAUGACCCCGGGACUGAUCCCGGUAGAGGAGAAACUGGCUAUCAAAGCGGACUGGAAAAGCCUCAUUGUCAUGACCACGGCGAUCCCAGAGCUCGGGGCCAAGGACCUAACAAUAGUCCACAACGACAACUACUCGCACAUGUUCACCAUGACCCCAAAAUUUGGCUACUUCUUCGUCUUCUUCCGCCUGAGCGAGCCCUGCACCUGGCCUCACCGGCCGCGAUACACGGACCAAGACGCCGAGGACCUGGCGGCCAAGAUUGCUAGUCACCCCGUGUCGGACACAAUGGUCUUUGGGGAGGUCUGGAAGCACCGGAUCAGGGCCAACGUCGUCAACUUGGAGGAAGGCGUCCUGGAUCACUGGUACCACGGCCGCAUUGCUCUCGCAGGCGACUCUGCGCACAAGGUCACCCCCAACAUGGCGUUCGGCGGCAACUCGGGCAUCGAGUCGGUCGCAGUGUUCACGAACCACCUCCGGCGGCUGCUGGCCGAGAGCAAGGGCGCCAAGCCGAGCGCCGCGAAGCUCGAGGCCGCGCUGGCCGACUACCAGCAGGAGCGCAGGGCCCGCAUGCUAGAGAUCUGCAACUUCUCGGGCGAGGUGACGAGGGCUCAGGCGUGGGCGAGCCCGUGGUACAAGUUCCUGGCGAGAUGGGUCAUCCCGAUGCUGCCGGCCAGCGCCUUCGGGAACCAGCUGGGGGCCAUCAUCAGCGCCGCGCCCAAGCUCGACUUCGUCGAUGUGGGCCAGUUCCCAGCUGGGCGCAUGCCCUGGAAGGAUUCGGUUGCGCCUCAUCGCCACACCGGCGACAACAAGUCGGGUGUCGGCCUUGGGAUUUCGGGCUAUGGCUAUCUGAGCGCUUUUGCCGCCUGCGCGUUGGUCUUGUACAUGAGCAGGCUGCUUCCAUUGGCCAUCAAUACUUGAGUAAUGGAAGUACUGUAUGUUUACAUAGCUACUGCUCGUCUCCUCAUUGUACUACAGCAGUCCAUAAUCCAGUACUACAAGGCCAAAUGUUGAGAACCCUCAUUUGGUGCAAUGAAAAUUGAUUAGUCUA
This is a messenger RNA of Diaporthe batatas, 1653 nucleotides long. RefSeq lists its product as uncharacterized. Bases 69 to 1523 code for a protein of 484 amino acids. The transcript is spliced from 4 exons. NCBI's taxonomy places the organism in Eukaryota, Fungi, Ascomycota, Sordariomycetes, Diaporthales, Diaporthaceae. The record is from RefSeq and is a predicted model, not a curated record. Gene Ontology annotation, molecular function: FAD binding.